CUGCCUUUGAACAAGCUCCACCAUCGCAGUCGGUUCAGUCCUUGGAAAAUGUUGUUGUAAACAUCGCCAAUGGCUUCCGGUUCCUUCUUCACCUCUCUCGAAGCUGGCUCCAUGAGUUGUUUUUCCUGCUGCAACCACCAAUCACUUUUCUGGUGCUUACGUUUCCCGUCGUUACAUUUUCACACGCUUCGACUCCCUCCGGCGAAACCUAAGCUUAAUCACCAGUUCCUUGUUUUCAAGUGCUCCAGUUCGAGUUCGGAUUCCGUUUCUGUUGAUGUAGAUCUCCUUUCCUCAACCGAGUGUUCCGAUGGCAGCGUUAUCUUCCGGUUUGGAAACGCGAGUGAAAUGGCAAUACUUGAAGGUCAAACUCAAACGAACGAUGAAAGUGCUACGGCUGUUGCCAAAGUUGGUCGCGAAGAUUUGGACAAGGAAGAUAAGAGCAGUUUUGAAGCGGUUGGUGUUUCUGUUGGGGAUUCUGAAUCAGUGGAGCCUGGGAAGAAGAAAGUUCACCGUAACUUUCUGGUUAAAUCUUCACCUAAGAGAAAACAACGACUAAAUGCAAACCAAGUAACUGAAGCUGUUAAAGAGAAAGCUGCUUCUGUUGUCAGUGAUGACAGAGAGAGUGGGAAAAAUUCAGUUGUUUCUUCUAAACAUAUAAAUCCUGAAGAACCAUCUGAUGAUGAGCUUGAGAAUGUUGUUAAAAUAGAAACUGAUAAUUUCCUCGAGGAAAAUAGUGCGAGCACUAGAAAAAAAAAUGAAGGUUUUAGUAAUUUGAAUGUGGUAUUAAAUCAAGAUUUAGUUCAUUAUGUAGGAAAGGUUUCUCCUCCAUUGGCAGCGUCUGUUAUUGAAAGUAAAUAAACAGUCAGUUAGGUUCUCCAGAGUUGGGUUCCAAAGU
Molecule: messenger RNA, 895 nt
Organism: Hibiscus syriacus
Lineage: Eukaryota; Viridiplantae; Streptophyta; Magnoliopsida; Malvales; Malvaceae
Product: probable protein phosphatase 2C 62
Exons: 3
Coding region: 70-858 (262 amino acids)
Source: RefSeq, a predicted model, not a curated record